Molecule: messenger RNA, 2806 nt
Organism: Owenia fusiformis
Lineage: Eukaryota; Metazoa; Annelida; Polychaeta; Sabellida; Oweniidae
Source: the annotation of a GenBank genome assembly
AGGUAGAUUUGGAGGGGGACUUGAAUGAUGGUUGUACUGAUGAUGAUAUAAAAUAUUAGUUACUGAUUUACUUAAAAAUGACAAAAGACAAUAAUAUUAACUUUCAUCGGGAACUUUUAGUGUCUAUACUCAGCUCCGGAAUUACAAAAGAAAAACUAAUAGAGAUAAUUCACGAGUUAGAAAUACCUGAAGAGAAAGAUAAAACAACCGCACAAAAUGGCAAGCCAGAGCAAAGUCCAAAAAAAGAACAGAUUCAAAAUGAUGGCAAAAAAGAAGCGAAUCCAUCUAUUGAAAUAAAACAAGUACAUCCAAUUAAGGUAGACGAAAAGCAAAAUGUGGCAGAAAUGAUUUCACCCGUUUUACAUGGUCCAGCAUCUGCGAUACCAGAUAGAUUAAUGAGGGAUGAUCCUUGGAAGGUGGCUCGCUAUAUCAAAGGCUAUAUGCUGAGACAUAACAUACCCCAACGAGAGGUAGUGGACAUUACGGGCCUCAACCAGAGCCAUCUAUCUCAGCACCUGAACAAAGGGACUCCUAUGAAACAACAGAAGCGAGAACUGUUGUACAACUGGUUCACGAAGAAACAAAAAUCAGUUCAAAGUCAUUUCAAUCAACAUGGGAAGAAUGAGAGUCAUGCCAUAGAAGACAGUCCUCAACAGGAACAUGAUACGGAUGAUGAGCCAGCAGCGAAACGGAAACGCAAUCGCUUUAAAUGGGGUCCUUCAUCCCAAGAUAUUUUGUUCAAUGCAUUCAAUCGAAACAGGAAUCCAAAUAAAGAGGAGAGAGAGAAUCUGGUUCAAGAAUGUAAUAGAGCCGAGUGCCUACAAAGGGGGGUGUCACCGUCCCAAGCUGCUGGCCUGGGGGAUAAUAUUGUGACAGAGGUCAGAGUCUACAAUUGGUUUGCAAACAGGCGGAAAGAAGAAGCAUUCAGAUAUAAGUUGAAUCAUGAUGACAAUAAUUAUGACAGUACAAAAAUAGAAGAGGGAUACAUGGAUAACGAUGUUGCCAUGGAUACAAUGGAAGCUGUGGGGACGAGACAACCACAAGAGAGGAGUGAUGUUACACAUAUCAGGCAACUCCCAGAUUCAAAUCCAGAAGUUCGAAGUCACAGCAGAGAGAUGUCUGCUUCCACUCAAGAAAAUAGUUCCAACAGUAUUGGGAAUGCCAUCAGAGAUGGAAUGUUAGUUGAACAGGAGAAAGCCCCAGAGAUGUCCCACCACAGUAGCCAAGGAGCAACAUACCCUAGCAACCAUUACCCCCCUAGCCAAGGUCAACCAAUGUCUGGAAUUCAAAGUCACCAAGAUGGAGGUCAAGGUCAGGGUUAUUACCAGACUGAAGGUCAACCUAACCUACUGCAGAAACAUCUAAUGCAUGGAAGAAGUGAGAGUGGAGGGAAAUAUCAGACGCUACAACCAGCAAGUGGUGCCACCUAUCAACAUUAUGUCCAACCAAUGCCACCAGCAUAUUCGUCACAUUCAGGUGGCCAGCACUAUAACUCUUACACAGUACUGCAGGGGAAGCCACAACCUGUCCCCACCCUAUUAUCCCCCACCUCCCAGAUGCCAAAACUCAGCCUACCCCGGGGAACAACAUCCUAUUAUCCUGUUGAGAGAAAAACUGCAGAGGGGAUGGUUUCCAUGGCAACAGGAAGAGUUAAUGUGAUGUCACCGUAUGAGGAUACCAAGGCACAUACUAUUGUCCAGGAUGUUGUUGCCAUAGCGACUAGUGAUCAGCAAUGGAGGACAGCGAAGGAAGUGAUUGUACAACCAAGAUUAAGUGCCACCAAUGGAGGGGGGUACUUUAUGCAGGAGGCACGGGAACCACCAACUAGUCUUGUCACAGUUGUCCACACCCCCGUCAUGACAACAGCUCCCUCUGUGACAACCCUCAUACGACCCCAACCUGGACAUGAAUCAAUGGUUGUAGAAUACCCGCCUGGCCAGCCAAAAGUAUAUUCUCCAACAAAAAUGUAUUCCCCUACAAAGGUAUACUACCCAGUCAGAACAAUGGCAUCAUAUGCAGCAUACACGCCACCCCCGGCAACAGUUGCUCCCCAUGAGUCAACGGCCACGAAUGUCAAGGUUGUCAGUCAGAUUCUAAGCACAGCCAUGUCAGAAAGUGGAAUUGGUCCUGAUGUUGUAGGAAGAGUUGUAAACACAGGAGCCUAUCAGACCAUCUCCCCCGGGCCUACCCCUCACCCCCCAGGUGAAUAUGUUCUCACAAACCCUGCACCCGGUGGUUACUACACCACGGAAAUUCCAGUCACACAGACCAGCCUUAGUUCAGCAGCGCCAUCUAUGGCCAUUUCAAACCCGAGUGUAUUCUACCAGACAAAAGCAGCAAAUGACAGCCGGUCAAUGACACCAUCUCAAGCUGCUACCACAGUUGCCAUGCCAACCCCACGUUAUGAGGUCACAUCUACAAGUCGUGGUGAUGCAGAUGAUUUCACAAACAAUAACUCCGAUGAGAAAAACCUAAAAGGUACGAAAGUAACUGUGACAGAAUUUUCUCCAGCUAUAGUUGCCGUGACAACUCAGAGGGUGACACCACCUCCUCAUCCAGCACAUAUAACAAACAAUGAGAAGAUGGAAUCAAGCAAACAGGAUAACACAGCUGCAUGAAUCAGUUAGAAUGUGCAUGUAAUCAACAAUGUGCCCCAGGCAAAUGUGCAUGCUUUCAAUAAUGGGCAUGCUUUCAGCAAUAGGCGUGCUUUCAACAAAGGGCAUGUUUUAAACAAUGGGCAUGCUUUCAGCAUAGGCGUGCUUUCAACAAUGGAUAUGCUUUCAACUAUGUGCUUGCUUUAAAAAAU